AUGUCUAAAAGUAGCAAUUUAGUUAAUAUAGAUAUUGAUAUAGACGGAAAGGACUUUGUAUUGGCUUUGGAUAUAGAUGGACAGAUAUACAGUUUUGGUUAUAAUAAAUGGGGACAACUGGGAAGGGAUAUCAUUCACAGAGACCUCAAACCGGAUAAUGUGUUGAUUUCAAUGGACGGACGCAUAAAGUUAUGUGACUUUGGUUUGGCUAAAGAGGUCUAUAAUCUGGAGCCGUAUUUAAUGUCUACAGCAAAACAUACGGCAGAUGUAGGAACUGAAAACUAUAUGGCACCGGAAGCUCAGACUAAAGAUUACGAUCAUAAAGCUGAUAUCUAUAGUCUAGCACUAAUUGGGGCUCAAAUUUUUGGUUUCGAUACAUACGAUAUAAUUGAGGGAAAAUUGGACACAACGACCUGA
Oppiella nova is the source of this 417-nucleotide messenger RNA. NCBI's taxonomy places the organism in Eukaryota, Metazoa, Arthropoda, Arachnida, Sarcoptiformes, Oppiidae. The record is from the annotation of a GenBank genome assembly.